GGGGGGGUGUAGACUUCCAUAUGAAAAGGUUGGGGAUGCUUGUUGUCUUCCUAAGGGGUAGAAAAAAUGGUUUUGGUCUCACUUAGGAUGUUCAGGAUGGAAUGCUGCUAUUUUAGGGUGUAGUCAAAGAGAUAGCACUUAUUUAGAACAUAAUGCUCUCAUUUCUGUUUUUAGGCUUGAUUUCUAUCUCUCUCUUGAGUCUGGUCUACUAGCCUGAGCUCCUUUCCCGAUCAGCGGCUGGUAAUCGAGCCUAUUCUGUUUUAAGAGGUAUCUUUUAGGGGUGAAAGAAAGCUCGAGCCGCACCCAGUUUGUCUCCUUUAGGGGUUUAAUUCAAAUUUUCUGACAAGCCCCCUCCCCACCUACCCCUGGGCAUAAUGAUAAGAUAGUUUACAUUUGCAAAGUGGCAAGUAGAAACUAACAGUCAACUAUUAGCAUUGCUUCUGCUCAAAGACUUGAUCACUAAACAUGAAACUGUAAGUGUUUGGUAAAAGUGCAUUUAUGUAUUAAUAUUUAUUUGUUUUUCAUUGCAUUCUUAGAUUUCUAUUUAAAAGCAUGUUACAGAUUAUAUCUUACAGAAGGAGAAAAAUUCAUCAUGUAUUCUGUGUUUUCUCUAAGUUUAUAUCUAUAUUCUUAUGUUAUAAAAAUUAAACAUCGAUUACUUGUUUCUUGUGGCUUAAUUUACUUCGUUGGUGCAACUGGGAAGUCUGGAACAUGUGGUCUGUUCAGCUUAUUCUAUUUAUAUUAGCCUGUGUGUAUCCACCCCCUCCCCCAAAAAAAUUGCUAAAAAGACAGGUGAGUUUUCUUUUCUUUAAAGAAACACAAACAAAGAAUAAACGAGACCUUAACACCAUCCGCCAUUACUCGCCCAUGUGCUUCAGUAGCGCACACUACGCAUGCGCCGUAACCUCGACGGCGAUUUGUGACUGAACGCAAAAAAAAAAAAUACUAAGCCGAAUUUAUACCUCGGGCGUUUCCUUCGGAAAGCCCGAGUAAUAAAGAGAACACUAAAAUGUAGCAUGCCUCCACAAAAAAGAUAAUAGCACAAAGGCACGUAAAACUACUUGCAAAUUUUGCCCGAUAGGUACCCGCUGGGGAAAACCAGCGUCCCUCGAUUAGUCCCAGUCUUCCUCGGGUAACUCCAUGGAACGCCUUGUAAUAAAAUGAUGUCGAAAGUUGUAGUCCUUUGUACCUUGUACAGUUUUCUCUUCAUUUUAUGGAGUACAGACGUAUCGUGUGCAGGUAGUGAUGACUUCAGUGCUGAUGUUAAGCUAUCGGGUGGUAAAUUUCGCAUGGGCAGCCCAUCCGCUGACACGAAACGUGGAGAACUACCUGCCAAGACUGUCGGAGUCAAACCAUUUGUGAUCGAUAAAUAUCCCGUCACAAAUGAAAAUUUUCGAAAGUUUGUUCGCGCUAAGAAAUUCAAGACGGAAGCAGAGAGGUUUGGAUGGAGUUUUGUCUUUCGUACUUUCGUGCCAGAGGAAGUGAGAUCGAAGAUCACUCAAUCUGUGCCGGGUGCACCAUGGUGGUUGCCAGUACAACAGGCUUACUGGAGACAACCAGGAGGCCCUGGUACAUCCAUAAAAGAGAAGAUGUCAUAUCCUGCUGUGCAUAUCAGUUACAAUGAUGCCAAGGCAUACUGUGAGUGGAUGGGUAAGAGGCUGCCAACUGAAGCUGAGUGGGAAUUUGCUGUUAGAGGAGGAAUCAAAGAGAAAGAUUAUCCAUGGGGAUUGGAUUAUGAAAAAGAACGUAUGAACAUCUGGCAGGGAGAAUUUCCUGAUGAAAACACUCAGGAGGAUGGUUAUGUUGGAGUUGCUCCUGUAGAUGCCUUUCCUGCUCAGAAUAAAUUUGGAAUGUAUGACAUGUUGGGGAAUGCAUGGGAGUGGGUGUCUGAUGAAUUUAAAGACAAAGGAAGGGAAACAAAAUAUGUUCUGCGAGGUGGAUCAUACAUAGACACAGCAGAUGGUAAACACAACCAUAAAGUCACUGUUACAACAAGGAUGGGUAACACAGCUGAUGCUGGCUCAGAUAACAUUAUGUUUCGUUGUGCUAGGAGUGCUAGUAAGGAUGAACUUUGACAUCAGGGCACCUUAGAACCAAUUAAAUUGAUAGCAAUUAUUCUCUGUGACAAGAAACAUUUGUUCAACCAUACUUUGAGUUACAUGUAGUAAUAGUACAAUGUCUUAGACAGGUCUCAGCUCAGAUGAAGAAUUUUUCCAGAACUGUUUCUUCAUUAAGUUUUAUAAUAAAAAUGUUCUAUGUAA
Orbicella faveolata is the source of this 2261-nucleotide messenger RNA. RefSeq names its product inactive C-alpha-formylglycine-generating enzyme 2-like. The record is from RefSeq and is a predicted model, not a curated record. Gene Ontology annotation, cellular component: endoplasmic reticulum. Lineage: Eukaryota; Metazoa; Cnidaria; Anthozoa; Scleractinia; Merulinidae.